This is a messenger RNA of Linum tenue, 270 nucleotides long. The record is from the annotation of a GenBank genome assembly. Lineage: Eukaryota; Viridiplantae; Streptophyta; Magnoliopsida; Malpighiales; Linaceae.
UUGUACUGGCAAAGGGAAAAUCUCAACACGUUCGAGUUUACGCUCAAGUACCCAAUUGGUCACAUGGUACCUGAAGAAGCCGCCGGGAUCGAGUCCGGCAGCAGCCGCCCCGGCCACCGUGCGGCGUCCUCCGUCACGCUGAAGCACGUCUACUUGAUCGCCAAGGUGAAGCAGUCGGAUCCUUACUGCCAGCACAUGUCGCUCGAGUCCAUUUGUAUGUCCGCAUCGGUACGGCCAACACCAUGGGGAUUAAGGUCGUCAAGGAAUUGA